Symbiodinium sp. CCMP2592 is the source of this 1821-nucleotide messenger RNA. The record is from the annotation of a GenBank genome assembly. Lineage: Eukaryota; Dinophyceae; Suessiales; Symbiodiniaceae.
AUGUCCGGUCACUAUGGGGCGAGGCCUUCGCAAUCCGGCCGGUCACGUCAAGCGCCUGGAGGAGAGUCGCCGGGAUCGGAGCUCGCUGCGCGGAUGCUGAGCCAAAAGAGGCCGCGGCCAUCAGCUUCCACGGCGAUGGCUUUGAGGCGACAAGCGGAGACCUCUGGUUCGAAACCCCACGGCGGGCAUGAUCCAUUGCCCGACGUAAGCGUACGAGUUCGCUUUAUCACUGGGCACAGCGGUGGCGGUGGCGGUCUUCAACAGCUGCCGAGGGCCCUAACCUACGGUCCUCCUGCAGCGCUGACACCUCUGCCGCUUCACGAGACCGCCCUUGUGCCACUAAAGCCGGUCUGGGGGCCCCGCUGCAUGCCCGGAAACGCACCGGCGCUGCCCAUGCUGGAGCCUCCGGUUUCUGAGGCUCCCAAGGUGGUGAAGGCCACGUGGAUCGAAGUGGCAGACACCGCAGACAUCCUGAAGGAGGGUUGGCCUGCCAUGGCCCCAGCUGUGGUCUACGACGCUGCAGCGAAGGAUCUCCUAUGCUCUGCUUCGUACUUGGUUUACGAGCUGGCGGGUGCUGCGAUGGAUUCCAUGACAUUGUCUCACGACUGGGAGUGGACUGAAUUCCCAGACAUCGCCGCAGCCCUGCGGCGGGCAGGGACGAUCGAGUAUCCGUACGCCCUCGCCACCGUCUCCUUGGCGAACGACAAGCAGAAGUGGGCCGUAGGCAUUGCCACGAACGGGAAGCAUCGGCAGCAUGCAGCGAAGCUGGCGCUGGCAGUCGCCUUGGCCGCCGACGCGCCAUCCCUCCGGGAUAGCAUCACCAACCACCCGGGAUUCCGCGAGCUUCUGGAGGCUUCUGGAAUCUACACCGGGGACACGCUCACGCCCCCGGCAGAUGCAAUCGAACUGAUGGGUACCGAACGGAGGUCCAAGAAGCGGCGCCGUGCGGCCCUGAAUGACAGGGAGUCUGUGCUGCCCCCGAAGAUGCCUUUGGGGUCUGCGGCUGGGAAGGCCUUCCAUGACUGGCACUACAAGACCAUCCUUUGUAGAGACUUUCAGCAGGACUUCGCCUGUCCGAGGGGUGAGGAUUGCUACUACGCCCACGGGAAGGAGGAGCUGAGGCGGCCGGGGGAGGGCAGCCGAGAGACGAUGCCACGGAACGGGCAGACCAAGGCAGGCGAGGCCCCACACCUAAGCCUCAAGAACGAACCGCAGGAGGCCCCUUGGCGAGACCGUGCAAAGAUGGAAGAAGAUGCGCCAUCAAUGUGCACUGGCCGAGUUCUUCAGAGCGCACUCCGGGGCAUCAAAGAGGAAACGGAGGCGCCGAACGUGAGGAGUGAGAAAUCACUCUGGAUAGAGCUGGAUCCCCUGGAGGACGCGCCGGCAGAGCUCGAAGGCCUUCCGCUGGAGGGCUUGGCCUUGUGGUUGCAGCCAACCACAGCCAACUCAAGGAGGGCGAAUUCAUUGUCCAAUCAAGCAGAUCAGAUCCUGUCGAACAUCCUAGCCGACGAGGUGAAGGAGCUUCAGCUUGUGGACGAUGCAGAUUGGAAGAAUCUACCUGCCGUUGGCGCCGCGCUGAAGCGGAGAACGCAGACGGAGGAGUGCAUGACCGUGGCGAUCUCACCGACGCGAUCGCUUUGGGCGGUUGGCGUCGGCAUGAAAGGUCGCCAAAGGUGGCUUGCGGCAAAGCUCGCCCUGGCAGCGUCUGUUGCAUUGCAGCAGGCAGAGAUUUUGGACGAGCACCACGACUUCUCAGCUUUCCCAAUGAUGGAGGCCUUCGUCAAGGAAGCAGGUGAGGCGAAGAAGCUUCUCCUGAACUAG